AUGGCGAGCUCCAGCACGACCACGACCGGCCUGGAGGCGCGCGACAUGGUGCUGGCCAAGAACACGCCGGAGCAGCUCGCCGAGCACCAGCGUGUGACGCAAGGCAAGGUGCGCACGCGCUUCCCGCCCGAGCCGAAUGGAUAUCUGCACGUGGGCCACGCCAAAUCGAUGAACAUGAACUUCUUCGAGGCCUUCGAGAAGCUAGGUGUACCUAUGGACAAGCGUGAGACCUACUUCCGCUACGACGACACCAACCCAGAGGCCGAAAGCAACGAAUACAUCGACGCCAUCGCCAACAACGUGCACUGGUUGGGAUACACGCCCACCAAGGUCACGUACAGUAGCCAGUACUUCCAAGAACUGUAUGAACUGGCACUCAAGCUCAUCCACAAGGGAAGAGCCUACGUUUGCCACCAGAAAAAGCCUGAGAUCGAGGCUUCUCGCAUCGUGUUGCAGCAGUUCCACGCCACUCCCGGCGUCAAGGACGAGAAGGACGUCCCUGAGGCCGGCAAGUCCCCGUUCCGCUCGCGCUCGGUCGCUGAGAAUCUGGCCGAGUUCGAGAAGAUGCGUCUCGGUCUGUACGGUGAAGGAGAGGCCUGCCUGCGGAUGAAAAUGGAUCUCGGUAGUCCCAACCCAAACAUGUGGGACCACGUGGCCUACCGCAUCAAGUUCGUGCCCCACCCGCACAUCGGCAACAAGUGGUGCAUCUACCCUACGUACGACUACACGCACUGCAUUGUGGACGCUCUAGAGCACAUCGACUACUCUAUCUGCACACUCGAGUUCGAGACCCGUCGCGAGUCAUACUACUGGCUGUUGCAUGAGUUGGACCUGUUCAAGCCCAACGUGUACGAAUUCGCCCGUCUGUCCAUGACCUACACGGUGCUCAGUAAGCGUAAAUUGCUCAAACUCGUGACGUCCAAGACGGUAUGUGGCUGGGACGAUCCUCGUAUGGGUACACUUAACGGUCUUCGUCGGCGCGGCUUCACACCCGAGAUCAUCAAGCAAUUCUGCAAGGACAUCGGUGUUACUCGAGUACAGUCAACGAUCCAGAUCGAGCGACUGUACUCUGUGGCUCGCAGUAUCCUCGGUGAGUCCUCGAAGCGCGUCAUGGCUGUGCUGGACCCAGUGGAGCUGGUGAUUGAGAACUAUGGCGACGCACCCGACAAGAACGCGCUGUCGCUGCGUGUACCGGACUACCCGCAGGAUGCGGAUCGUGACGGUGGCACCGCGUACCACCAAGUGCAGCUCACUCAGAAACUUUUCCUGGACCGUAGCGAUGUGCGUACUGAGGACUCGAAGGACUUCUACGGCGUGGCGCCGAACAAACAAGUGCGUCUGAAGUACGCCUUCCCCUUUACGUGCACGAAGCUGGAGACGGACGCCAGUGGACGCGUGAUCAAGGUGCUCGGCCAAAUGGACUGGACCAACGCAGCGAAGCCCAAGGGCGUGCUCUCGUGGGUGCCGGCCAACAGCCCCAAGGUGGAGGUGCGUGUGUACUCGCACCUGUUCACAGUGCCGGAGCUGCCGAGCGACGUCAAGGACUGGGAGUCGUUCGUGGACUCGAAGAAAUCGGAGCGUGUGUACGCGUCGGCGCGCGUGGAUCCUGAGUCGUACGCCAAGAACCUGGGCGAGAUCGUGCAGUUCGAGCGUGUCGGCUACUUCGUGCUGGACCAGGACUCGACCAAGGACAAGAAGGUGUUGAACCAGAUUGUGGCACUGCGUGAGAGUGGCGGCGAGGCGGCCAGCGGCGCGCCGGCAUCGGGCGCGAACGCGAGUCGCAAGGACGCGCAGAUGCAGCAACUGGCGCUCAAGAUGGAGAAGAUGAAGCUGUCGCCGGCCGACAUGUUCAAGAAGCAGCCGGAGCUGUACUCGCAGUUCGACGCUGAGGGUUUGCCGACGCACAACGCGGCCGGCGAGGAGUUGACCAAGAGCCAGCGCAAGAAGCUCAAGAAGGAGCAGGACAAGCAGAAGAAGCUGCACACCGCUUACCUCGCCAAGGAGAAGGCGUAG
Messenger RNA from Phytophthora infestans T30-4, 2013 nucleotides. Its product is annotated as glutaminyl-tRNA synthetase, putative. NCBI's taxonomy places the organism in Eukaryota, Oomycota, Peronosporomycetes, Peronosporales, Peronosporaceae. Gene Ontology annotation, cellular component: cytoplasm; cytosol. Gene Ontology annotation, biological process: glutaminyl-tRNA aminoacylation; translation. Gene Ontology annotation, molecular function: ATP binding; glutamine-tRNA ligase activity. The transcript has a single exon. Bases 1 to 2013 code for a protein of 670 amino acids. The record is from RefSeq and is a predicted model, not a curated record.